ACAGGAAGUCCAGGUUUCCCCGGCCAACCAGGCUACAGUGGACCUAAGGGUGACCAGGGAGAACAGGGGCCUCCCGGACCCCCAAUCUACACUGACGCACAAGGGAUGUCUGUUCAAGGAGCACCAGGUGACAACGGCAUCGACGGCCUCCCUGGUCAACCAGGGGACGCGGGAGCUCCAGGGUUUCCAGGACAACCAGGACGACCAGGCGACUCCUUUGGCGAUGGUCGCGGAGGCAGCCCAGGGUUCCCUGGUACACUGGGGCCUAAGGGAGAGAGGGGUAACCCAGGCAGACAGAGCUAUGGUCCUGAGGGCCAACCAGGAGGACAAGGCUUACCAGGAACCCCUGGACCACCCGGACCACCAGGCAGAUCUGCCAACAGCCAAACCGACUUCUUCGACACUCUACCAGGAACGCCAGGACGACCAGGAGCCCAGGGACCACCUGGAGCCAGUGGAUAUAAGGGACCCAAAGGGGAGCUGGGUGACUGUAACUGCCUGGGAGAAGGCACCUCGGGUGGGGUGGGGCCACCGGGUGCUCCUGGGGCUGAUGGAAGACCUGGGGGGUUCGGACGUAAAGGCGAGAGCGGAGACCCUGGCAUACCCGGUUUCGGAGGACAACCAGGAACACCUGGUCGUGCGGGUGAGAGGGGUUUCUUUGGGCGUAAAGGAGAGAAGGGUGCCUCCUUUUACCCGUCGUUCAGCCGGGGGAUCAAGGGUGAACUUGGGGCCCAGGGUCCUCAGGGCCCCCCUGGAGACAUGGGCCGACCCGGGAGAGAUGGACUGCCUGGGUUCCCUGGACAGCCUGGGCCUCCUGCUGAUGUCGAUGGCUACGGAACCGUCGGAGAGAGAGGUUUCCCAGGGUUCUCGGGGGCCAAAGGUCGCGCUGGUGAACCAGGAGAGAACGGGAUUGGCUACGAGGGUACCGUCGGUACCCGCGGGUUGCCAGGCGACCCGGGCUUCACCGGGUUACCAGGGCAACCUGGUUUACCUGGCCCGCCAGGUGACAGCUGUGGGCAGGAGGGGGUUAAUGACGCCGAGGGAGGGUUGACGGUACCUUGUCGUCUACCUGGCGAGGACGGAGAACCCGGCUACCCAGGAUUACCUGGAAGAACAGGUCCCAAGGGUGAGCCAGGUUUCCCAGGGGGUCCCGGUCGGCCCGGCUUUGAUGGAGGGAAGGGAGAGAGAGGAGACCCUGGCUUCGGAGGUCAGCCUGGACCACAAGGUUUCCCUGGCCCCAGAGGAGAUGCUGGGGUCCCAGGUAUCCCAGGCGAGGGCCGUCCAGGGGCCCCAGGGAAAAACGGGUUCCAGGGGCGGCCGGGGGGAAAGGGGCAGCCGGGGGAGGUUCUGGGGGCCUCAACAGGUCUCCCUGGAUCACCUGGGUUCCCCGGAGGACCAGGAGACAAGGGAGAGCGAGGAGCAUCGGGACUACCUGGAGGAUCAGGUUUUGACGGACGGUCCGGUGUUUCCGGAGCUAAGGGUGAGCGCGGUACAGAUGGCUACCCUGGAACUCCAGGUCUUCCUGGACUUCCCGGAGAGGGCAGACCGGGUGGAUUUCCCGGUCCUGCCGGACCAGCCGGACGCAGGGGAUUAACCGGAUCUCCAGGCUGUCAAGGCUACCCCGGUGUGAAGGGAGCCAGAGGUGAUGCAGGCUUUCCAGGCCCAGCUGGGAUGAAGGGACAACCAGGAGAUCCAGGAGGCGAUGGCUCUCCAGGACUCAGGGGUCUUCCAGGACCACCGGGCCCCGGGGGAAGAGAGGGCAUCCCUGGGGGACCAGGAAGAAAGGGCGAGAGCGGUUACCCCGGACUGGUGGGUUUCCCCGGAAUGCCAGGUAACCCUGGAAGACCUGGAGGUCCAGGAGGGAAAGGAGCUCCCGGAUUCUCAGGAAGAGACGGUCUGCCCGGAGAUUUCGGAGCGCCAGGACCUAAAGGUGACAGAGGUAACGCUGGUCCACCCGGCGCACCCUCUCGACCCGUCAGAGUUGAGUACAUUGAGAAGGGACAGAUGGGCGACAAUGGGGCCAACGGUCUACCCGGUUUCCCUGGACCUAGAGGUGACAAGGGUUUCCCAGGGCUGCCUGGUCGACAGGGUUUGCCCGGACUGCCUGGUUAUGCUGACAGGGCUAAAGGAGAACAAGGACUUUCUGGUCUCCCUGGGCGCCCAGCCGGGCCAGGCUACCCAGGGCCUAAAGGAUCUCCCGGUAUCAUCGGCUUCCCUGGCAUGCCUGGACCUAGGGGUGACGAUGGCGAACCUGGUUUCCCUGGAAACCCCGGAGUCUUUGGUCAGCCAGGUGCUAAAGGUGAGCGAGGUGACUCGUCCGGCUACCCCGGAGGUCCCGGAGCUAAAGGUGAGGCCGGAACCCCUGGUUACUCAGGUGACCCAGGUGCUAAAGGCGCCCCCGGGGACAACGGUUUCGCAGGCGGCCCUGGGUUCAACGGACAGAAGGGAGCACCGGGAGAUCGAGGAAUAACCGGACAAAUGGGUACCCCUGGUUUCACUGGCGCUAAGGGUCUGAACGGAUACCCAGGAGGAAGAGGUCUGGACGGGAUGCCUGGCCGCUCCGGCUCCCCUGGAACAUCUGGAGAGAAAGGUCUGCCGGGAUCUCCUGGUCUUGAUGGGCUCAACGGACUGGCUGGACCCAAGGGUCUACCAGGAACCCCAGGUUAUAGUGACGGGGGUCGUCCCGGCACUCCUGGAGCAGCCGGUCUGAAGGGAGAAAGGGGCUCCUCCAUCCCAGGUGGACCUGGGUACAAUGGAGAGAAGGGAGCUAGAGGAGAGUCAGGGGGUCCUGGUGUGACGGGCUUCCCAGGUAUGCCUGGUCCUCGCGGGGAGACUGUCUUUUCUAACAUCCCUGGACCACUGGGAGACCCUGGCCUGCCAGGAAUCGAUGGAGAAGAAGGUUACCGUGGUCCUCCAGGCCCCCCAGGCCCACCGGGGCCCGGUACAGCCCAAGGAGACAGAGGCGACUCUGGGCUAUCUGGCAUCCCUGGUACCCCUGGUAACCGUGGAGACCCUGGGGGUCCAGGUGGCCCAGGACGGGACGGAAACCCUGGAUUCAAAGGAGAGAGAGGUGACUCUGGGUACAGUGGAGCAUCUGGACAAAUGGGCUUCCCUGGAGAUCCAGGAUACUACGGUGGGAAAGGACCCAAAGGAAGGAGUGGUAAUACUGGUCGUAAGGGACCCCAAGGUAUAACUUUCCCCUGGCAGGGCAACCGGACAACCUAUGGAGACAUGGGAGACCCCGGGGCCAACGGAGCUCCAGGGCCCGUGGGAGAAGCAGGCAAUCCUGGCAUGCCAGGCAGGGGGGGUCCUAAAGGCAGGCCCGGCGCGGUAGGGAAGCUGGGGAGGAACGGAGGGUCAGGCCUGGACGGACCUCUGGGAGACUCUGGUACUCCUGGUUUCCCUGGACCUACCGGGUCACAAGGUCUGCCCGGUAAGCCUGGCCUGCAGGGUCCCCCAGGUAGUGUGGCGCGCAGCAGGAGUAUUGGCUACACUCUGGUGAAGCACAGUCAGAACAACCAGGUGCCCAUGUGUCCUCAGGGCAUGGCUCAGCUCUGGGAAGGAUACAGUCUGCUGUAUGUUGAGGGGCAGGAGAAGGCCCAUAACCAGGACCUCGGUAUGGCAGGCUCCUGCCUUCCCCGUUUCAGCACUGUCCCCUUCCUGUACUGCACGCCCAACGAGAUCUGCUACUACGCCAGCCGCAACGACAAGUCCUAUUGGCUGUCCACCACGGCACCCAUCCCCAUGAUGCCGGUGGGAGAGGAGGCCAUCAGCCAGUACAUCAGCAGGUGCUCCGUGUGCGAGGCCUACUCCCAGCCUGUAGCUGUCCACUCACAGGACCUCACCAUCCCUACCUGCCCUCCCGGCUGGAGAUCCCUCUGGAUCGGGUACUCCUUUCUCAUGCACACUGCUGCCGGGGCUGAGGGCGGCGGCCAGUCCCUGAGCUCUCCAGGGUCCUGUCUGGAAGACUUCCGCGCCACGCCCUUCAUUGAGUGUAAUGGGGCCAAGGGCACCUGCCACUACUUUGCCAACAAGUACAGCUUCUGGCUGACCACGGUUGAGCCUAACCGGGAGUUCGACCCCCCUCCGAUGGACACACUGAAAGGAGGCAACCAACGCAGCCGAGUCAGUCGCUGUCAAGUCUGCAGCAAGAUCUUGUAGCUGGGAUAAGAGUCGAAGAUGGAGAGAUGGAUAGAAGAUAUGGGAAAUGAAAAAGAGAGAGACUGAAACAACAAAGGAGAGGGUGAUGAUUACUUAUCAGAAAGGAAAAAGAGAGAUGGAGGUGGAGAUGGAGUAAUUGAAAUGAUAAAAAAUACAAAAUAAACUUUGACUGACUGAAUUUGAGCACCUCUCCUGCUUCAUCUAGGGGUCUCACUAGGAGGGUGAGGGGCUCCUGAAGGAGCCGACGAGGGCCCUUUUGUGGGUUUAGGAUGCCCUUCUAUCGAUGUAAGACAGAAAGGGAUGGAGAGAUGAGCGGUCUUGUUCGAAACUAGAUUAUUACUGACAGUGGUGCUAUACUGUAUGUUUCAUGUGUCUUUAUUUUGUUCUUUUCACGUUGCUAUGGUUAUGUGUCUGAAAACAUUCACGGCUACCUCGGAGAGUGCAACCUCAAACCACCCCUUUGGCCUGCACUGAACCGCUUUCGCUUCCUGGGCUACAUCCCAAAUGGCCUAUAUAGUGCACUACCCAUAGGACUCUGGUCCAUAGUGGUGCAUUACAUAGGGAAUAUGAUGCUAUUUGGGAUGAAUGCGUUCUCUGCCGUUACAACUACAUGCAGUCAUGAACCUAAGAGACCUGUUAACUGCUAUAGCUAGCCAACCGCUUUUCAUACUCAAACACACACACACACCUAUGAUAUCUAUUAUGUCUGCUUCAGUUAAGAGAAACAGUAAGUGUGUUAUGAUAUGUGCUUGUGAUUCUAUUAGAAGCCAAUAUGUUCUUUUUUUUUUGGUGCUACCCUACCCUGGGACUCAACUUGACAACAGUUUUGAAAAAGACAAAUCCAUCACUUUUUAAAUAUUAGAAUGAGUGGCAUAGACAGAUCGGGUGAGGUAACGUCAUCCCAUGCCGAAUCACUUGGAAAAAAUGGUGAUACUUCUAUUUAUAUAAGAUCCCAUUUAUGCGUAUGUUUAAUGUAUUGCGGUAAUGUGAGUGCCUAUAAUUGGUAUAAAUCACAGGAGGCUGCUGAGGGGAGAACGGCUCACAGCAAUGGCAUGAACGGAGCGAAUGGAAUGGCAUCAAACACA
Messenger RNA from Salvelinus sp. IW2-2015, 5246 nucleotides. The record is from RefSeq and is a predicted model, not a curated record. Lineage: Eukaryota; Metazoa; Chordata; Actinopteri; Salmoniformes; Salmonidae.